Fukomys damarensis (Damara mole-rat) is the source of this 1164-nucleotide messenger RNA. RefSeq names its product 2-oxoglutarate and iron dependent oxygenase domain containing 3 (gene Ogfod3). NCBI's taxonomy places the organism in Eukaryota, Metazoa, Chordata, Mammalia, Rodentia, Bathyergidae. The record is from RefSeq and is a predicted model, not a curated record. The transcript is spliced from 9 exons. Gene Ontology annotation, molecular function: iron ion binding; oxidoreductase activity, acting on paired donors, with incorporation or reduction of molecular oxygen; L-ascorbic acid binding. The annotation marks the transcript as partial. Gene Ontology annotation, cellular component: membrane.
GGCAAGGCCCUCGGGGCUGCUCUUCUCAGCCCCAACUCGAAGGACGGUCCGCGGGGGGGCUCCCUGCAGCGUUUGUCUGCUGGCUUGCGCACCAAGAAGGAGUGGGGGCUGAGGGAGACAUGGAGGGCACGGCUGAAGACCCUGGGCCUGGGGGCUGGCAUUGCACUGGCCUCCAUCCUAAUCUGGAGCAGCCUGGGGGCCGAUGAUGGUAUUGCGGAGGUCCUGGCCCGCCAUGGUGAGGUGCUAGAGGGCAGGUUCAUUGAAGUGCCCUGCUCUGAGGACUAUGAUGGCCACCGAAGAUUCGAAGGCUGCACACCCAGGAAGUGCGGCCGCGGUGUCACCGACGUCGUCAUCUCCAGAGAGGAAGCAGAGCGCAUCCGCAGAGUGGCGGAGAAGGGAUUCUCCCUGGGUGGAUCUGAUGGAGGGGCGUCCAUCCUGGACUUGCACUCGGGGGCCCUGUCUGUUGGGAAGCACUUUGUGAACCUGUACAGAUAUUUUGGGGAUAAAAUAAAAACCAUCUUCUCGGAAGAGGACUUCCAGUUGUACCGGGACGUGCGGCGGAAGGUGCAGCUCACCAUCGCCGAGGCCUUUGGCAUCCGCGCCUCUGCGCUGAGCCUGACGAAGCCCACGUUCUUCUCGCGCAUCAACAGCUCGGAGGCGCUCACGGCCCACGACGAGUACUGGCACGCACACGUGGACAAGGUGACCUAUGGCUCCUUUGACUACACCUCACUGCUGUACCUGUCUGACUACCAGGAGGACUUCGGUGGAGGGCGCUUCGUAUUCCUGGAGGAAGGUGCCAACAGGACGGUGGAGCCCAGAGCAGGUCGGGUUUCCUUCUUCACCUCAGGGUCUGAGAACCUGCACCGGGUGGAGAAGGUCCGUUGGGGCACCCGCUACGCCAUCACCAUUGCCUUUACCUGCAACCCAGACCAUGGCAUCGAGGACCCCGCCUUCACGUAGCCAGGGCCAGGUCCCUCCCACGCCACCCUCGUGGGGGAGCAGCCACACCGAGGCCUGGACCACGCAGAGCAUGCCUUGUCCCCUCCCUCCAGCUCAUGUUCCCAUCGCACAGAGUGCCUUAUGAAUUACCACGAAUUGUAAUUUGCUGGUGUUUUAAUCUUUCAUCUGUGAGUAAAUGAAAGGAGCAGCUUUUCAUCUCAC